Cinara cedri is the source of this 17639-nucleotide messenger RNA. NCBI's taxonomy places the organism in Eukaryota, Metazoa, Arthropoda, Insecta, Hemiptera, Aphididae. The record is from the annotation of a GenBank genome assembly.
AUGACGGCGUCGGCGGAAAUCGAAAAGCUCACUUUGACUGAAACAAUUGAUCUGCGAAAUAAAUAUGUCUCGUAAGUGCUAUUUUUAUAUAGUUUUUUUUCUCCUUCAUUUAUUUGACUCGUAUCCAAUAAUUUUUCCGUCGUUAUUAAUAAAAAAAAAAACGUCCGAUCGUCACGCGUUUCGGGUUUUGUCAGUUAUUAUUUUCGAAAUCGCCCAAACACCUGCCGGACGUUGGGGAAUCGAUUUUUUUUUUGUUUUUCGUUCAUAAAUAUUAUACGACGGGGUUUACGCGGGUAACACAAAAUUGAACAUAGGCACAUGCGUCCCGUUUUUGUAGCGUAUGGGUUGCACACGAGUUCAAAACAUUGCUGGGCGUUGUUGACGUUUGAUUUGUUAAAACAUCUAAAAUACUAUGUGUUCAUUCAACACCACCUGUGCGGGCGGGCCAACAACAAUGGUCGUAGCCGAUUUCGUUACUACUGACGGUUUGAUAUUUUUAAACCGACGUGCAGUGUACGUAUACUGCCCCCCCUCCCUCAAGGCCGUAAUUUCAUCUAGGAUUUAUUUUUGGAGGGAAUCCAGACUGAGAAUAAUCCCGUUUACGAAAUCUAUCGAAUUGUACGCGUAUAAACAAAUCGUUUCGAGACGCGGCGCGAGGGUGUUAAUUCUUUAAAUACGACCGAGCGUAAAAACGCAUGGCCGUCACUUUUGGUUUUCGUCGAAGGCUGAACACAAACGCGUUAUUAUUCCGUUUCCGAGAUAACGACGAUAAUGCACUUUUGUACUUUUACCAAUGUUAAUAUUAUUAACACAGUUAGCAUAAUAGUAUCGUGUAAUUAAUACCCGUUUUUUGAUACUGCGAUAUUAUUAUUUCGUAUUGACUAUUCAAGGCAGCGCCGAUGAUUAAUUGUAUCAAUACCUAUACUAUUUAUUUUCUUUACAAUAAUAUUCUGACGUAGAUAAACCGCCACUUGGUAAUACUCAGUAGUAGUUCAAAUAAAUCGAAUUCAUUAAUACGGGGUGUCACCGAAACGUCGAAUUGAAUUCUGGACAGACGUAUUUUCGUCGAACGACGAUAUUGUUGUUCCCGAUUUAUUUUUUAAAACUUUACAGAGUGUCCCACGAAGAUAUUGCACCCAUUGCAAUAUAUCCCGAGGUAAUAAAGAUUUUUUAUAUAUAUAUAUAUUACUCGAAGGAGUUAACUUUUUAUUUUCAUUAAAUUCGUGAUUUUGAUAAUUUUUUAAUAUUCAGAAAAAGUACAUAUAAUUACGCAACAGGCUGUAAUCGCAUUCGAUAAUAAUUGAUCAUUUUAAUUAUAGCUGUACAAUGUUUUUGCUUUGAACUUUAGACGAUUAUAUAUUGGUACUUGCUAUCUAUAUUAUCUAGUUUAUUGGUAAGAGGGAGGGGGUUAUCAUAUCCGAAAAAUUCUCGAAGUUAAAUUGGAUUUGGUCGGAUCAGUUAGGAUCCAAUGCGAAUAUUCGACUUACAACCGGCUUAACAGCAUUUGAAUUUGCAGUAUUAUUAUUUUAAUAAGGGCGCGUAGAAUUGUUCAGCUAAGCAGUGUACUGAAAAAAAAAAAUUGAAGGGGGUAUCCUUCCCCAUUAACUACAGACUAUAUUAUGUUACUAUACGUGCGUACAUCAAUAAUUAUACCUGUGUACGUGUCCUCUGCCAAAUAGGUUUGCUUAUAUGUGUAUUUUUUAGGAAAAGUUGCGAACUGUUUUAUAAGAAGAAUCCUUUGAAAAUCGUUCGCGGCCGAGGCCAGUAUUUGUACGAUCACGAAGGACGAGAAUAUUUGGAUUGCAUCAAUAACGUAUCCCACGGUAUGACACUGAUGAGAGGACGCAACACUAUAGCAUUUUAAUACUUUAUUAUUAAUUAUCAUAACUACUUAUAUUAUUCGUUGACUGUGCACAAGAAUAUUAAAUGUAGUUGUACACGUGACACGCGACUCGAAAUUUUUACUUUUUCAGGUUUCGAAUACCGAUUUCGUACCGGUUAUUAUAGUGGGAAUUAUAGGUGCCGACCGAGAUAAUAUUUUCAUAUUUGGAACAGUGAGACACUAUCUAUAACAUAACAGACGGUAUGUUACCCAUUAUAUAGUGGGAUAUCAAUCGGUAAAUCGCCUUGGAACACGAUUCUACUUAAAAGCAUACGUUUAAAAUAUAAACUUGUAUCGUUUUUAAGGUUGAGUCAGAAAAAUUCACGUGUUUUUUGAUAUUUUGUUUUUUUAUGGAAUCGUGUCAGUGUCACUACAUAGUAUAUUCUCGUGCACAAGCGUCUUGUUUUACACGCUGCAAUACGCGCGGAAAACUCACAAACCGCAUGGCCAUUCCGAAUUUAGACGGGAGAGUUUUGUUGUAUCCCUUAUGGAAAAUCACGAAUAGAUUUACUCAUUGCAAUGGUAUAUAGGCAAAAAUAACAGAAGUGCAAAUCGUUUUGAAGUUUUUCUCGGGGUUAUCGGCCACUGUAUAGGACUAUUCCGUUGCACACCCUAUCUUUCACCCUGUAACUGCUCUAUACUUUCCAGUCUGAACCUUCGUUUAGAGAUUUUCCUGAAAACCGACAGUUUACUCGUGAAAAUACGCUCAUCAAAAUUUGUUUCAAAAUAAUUUGAAAAAACAAAUUUCGCAUCGAAGCAUUUGCGCUUUUUUCAUCUAAAACGAAUUUCUGACAGUAUUGGUAAAAAAUGAAUUUUAUAAUAUUAUUAGGACAAAGGUAGUGACGGAGAAUAAAUUGCAUGACGAAUCCGUAAGUUUUCUACGCAAUAGCGCGCAAGUCGUAAAUAACAAAGAAUAUAAUAAAUAGUGGAUGUAUAUAAAUAUUCGCAUGUGUUGCGUCCUCCUAACAUAACGAAUAUUAGGUAAAUAGUAGACAAAUAUAAUGUAAGAAUAAUUGUUCUAAAAUUGUCUUCGGUCCAAUAACAAUUUUUAUUUUAUACACGCCUGCAAACUAGUUUUUUUAUUUUAUUUUUAUUAGUAGCGUAUUUUUAGUUCCGUGUUUUUUUUUUCGAGUUACCUUGAGUCAUUUUUUGCAACGAAACGACAAUAUUUCGAAAAUAUGUUUGCAUUCGAUUAUUAUUUGACCGGUACCUACUUCUAUACUUGUUCCCCUUUUAACGCACAACUCUUAAAAAUAGGUGGGUUAGAAGAAUAUAUCAUUUGAAUAACAUUUAAAGAAUAUCAUGAUUUUCGUAAAAAUAUAUUAAUUUAUAACGUGAAAAAAAUAAAACAUUUUGUUAUAUUACUACCUUUAUAUUAAACGAUCACAGUAGGUUUCUAUUAUAGGAUGGCGUACACACAUCAUACAGUAGCGCGUACCCAGGACUUUUCAAUUAUGGCUGAGGGGAGGGGGAAAGACAGUAAAAGUUAUACCAGCAAAAUAUAACAAAUUACCUACAUCUAAACGUCUAUAUGGAGGCUAACUGCAAGAAAAAAGUCUUAGCUUUAUAAAGCCUAUUUUGUAAAACAAGUAAUUAUGUAUUACAAUUAUUAUUAGUAAUACGUUUUUAGUAAGCUGAAUCAUAAAUUUAAAUUAUUAUUUGGUUUUUUAACGUGGCUGAUAGGAGGAGGUUUAAGUCGUUCCAUAAUCAUUUGGGAGGUCUGUACGGUUAUACAAAUCUAAAAAACAUCCUUUUCGGUCUUCCCGCAACAUGGUGUAUUCGUAUUGAAAUCCAAGCAACAUUUUAUCAUUUCAAUUUAAAAAAAAACCAAGAUUGAGCUCAUUUAGUCUAGAGGGAGCCGCUAAAGGUGUCCAAAAGUAGCAGGUAAAGGAGUUUUAUUACAUGCAGACGUAUUUUAGUGCGAUUGUUUUUAAAGAAUAUUCCACGUGAAUAACAUCGCGAAAAAACUUUUUUAGACCCAUCUACUCUACGGUUUUCAAAGCUUUCAAUAAUGAUAUUUUCCUACAUACUCAUCCGUGUGUUUUUAUCUUAUUCGCUAUCACCACGUCACUCCUAAAUGAUAAGUACCUAUUACUAUAUUCACGGACGCGCUGUUUUUUUUCCGGUAGCAGUGUCUACUGUCUGCUUAUAAAUUAUAAAAUAUACGAGUACAAUAAAGAUAUAAAUUCAAUUGACUUGUUGUAAACAAGAUAACAGUAAGAGUUUAGAGAGUUAAAGACUCGUAUGUAUAUUUUUAUUAAGUUAGUGCUAAUAUUUAAUAAAUUCACGCUUGUUAAGAUUAAUUUUUUUUGAUUAAUUAAAAACAAAAAAAAAAGUAUAUAUUUUAAUACCGGCUAUACAGUUUAAUACCUUUGUACCUACUUAGAAUUGUCUUGCUACUAAACCCGUAAUCCGAAUUUCCUGUUUAGUUUUGGUGCUGUAUUAUUAGCAGUUUGAAAUAAACUUAACGUGAACAAUAGUUAUAGCCUUAUAGAGUACCUAUCUUUUUUAUAAUAGGAAUCUUAUCGUUAGGUAAAUAUACAAAGGCUAAAAUAAAUAAGAAUUAUUGUUAUUUAACUAUGUUACCGCUUGAACAAAAAAAAAAAAAAUCUUAACACGUAAAACGCAUCGAAAUAUAUUUAGUUCAUAUUCGAUUAAUAGGGUUUUAAGUACUUCUAUUUUUUUUUAUAGUUGAUAUUAUUAUUAUAUUAUGUAUAUUACAUUAGUAAUCGGUACUGAAAUAUCUACAAUUAGCAUAUCAUUAUAUUAAUAUACACGAUAAUCGGUAUAAUAUUCGCCUUAAUUAUUAUUAUCGAACAAUAAUAUAAAUUUAUUUCGUUUAUAAUUAUUAAUUUCCAUAACCACGAUAAUACUAAUGUACCUACAUGAAAUUAUUAUCUGUACAGACACAAUAAUAUGGUAAAAAAAAAAAAAACAAAAACAAAAACAUUUGUACAUUUUACUACAGUAAAAUUUUAACAGUCGAUUAUCAUUAUUCAACUCCACUCAAAUAUUAUUAUAAUGCGUUAAAAAUUGUUUUAAUUGAUGUUUUGUAUUCGUUCAGCGCGGUCUGAAGUCAAACGACGUUAUUGGUCAAAUCCCGUUCGGCCUAUAGUAACUCGCGUUAUUUCGUGUAACUCAUUAUCAAGGAAAAUGUUUUAAAUCAUUGUUAAAUAUUACAAAAUAUAAAAAAAAAAUCCGAACGUUUAAAAUAUUAUAGUAGGCCAAGCCAUUACGAUAAUACAGUCAAUAGCAUGUCCAUAAACUGUCAAUGUGAGGAGGGGACUUAUAUAAUGAAUAAUAACGAAUAUUUAAUUAAAUAAUUAUGAAUAUUUUUCUGUACCUAACCUCAUACAUUUUCAAUCAAUCUUGGUAACUGAGCCGAAAUUCGAAAAAUAUAAAUUUCAAGAUUAAAUUACUUAAUACUGUAUACCUAGUUAGUUUUGUUGUAUUUUGAAGCCAAUAACUCACCCCCCCACCACCUGGCUUUAACCUCCUUCUAAUGAUGUGCAGUGCCAUUGUCCCGUUUAUUGGGCUAUCGUAAGAUUAACUAUACCUACAUAAGAACCUGCAAUGUUGGGCUUAAUUAAGAUUCGAGAAAACAAAUUUCCUGUACACAAUUUUCUGUAAAACCGAAAUACAAACGAUGUUUUAUAAUGCGUACCCAGUACUUGUAUUGAAAAAAAAAAAAAUACAUAAUUGUUCAAAAAUAUUUAAUUAGCUUACGCAACAACGGGCGGAUUUAUCCUCGUGUUAUUCAUGUUACUUAUAGUAUUUAUUGCACCAUCGAUUAUGAUAAAAUCAAUAAUUAUAUCAAAUAUGAUUGUUCUUAGUAUCUAUAGUAAUUAUACCUAAGGCAUAUUUGUAUGUACAAAUAUAAUACAUAACACUAUUAUAAAAAAACAACCUAAAUUAAUAUACGAUAAUAUUAUGAUAAAUUGAAAUGUAGUCUCGUUUGGUAAACUGUUCGUACCUACUAUUAUUAUAAUAAUAUAAUACAUUAGGUAAGUAUUAUUUCUGUAUUAUUUACUCCUCCCUUUGUUGGGUUACCGAGGACGUCUUGUUAAGGUUAGUUGGACUCGCGGCUGAUUUACACGCGUAAACUUUGCGGGAAGAAGGUGAUUAUUGAGUUUAAUUUUAAAUAACGUACGUCACAAUUAUUAUUUUUGAUGCGUAGGUAUAUCAUAUAGAUUUUUAAUAUUUUGGAUUCUAAGCAACGUUUAGCUUUACAAUGUUAUGUUGUUUUUUUUAACACUUUUUGAGAUUGUCUAUAUUUUGUACUCUAUGCGAGGCAUUGCUGUUUAUCGCUUUUUCAAUGAGUUUCAUCGACAUAAAUUUCCGGUGAAAAUAUAAAUUUAUAAUUUAUAUUAUAGGUAUUGAGAAUAAAAAUGUGAAUCGAUUAUGUCCGCCUGGUAUUUUCUUUGGUAUAUAAAAAUAAUAUCUAGCAGAGGAACCAUUUAAUGAGUAUUUCGGUUUGAUAACUCACUUAGAUUCUGCGAGAAAAACAAACGUUUGAUAAAUCUAGAUAAACAUAUUUUAGGUAUGCAGGUAUGUCAUUAAAUAUCGGCACACUCGACAGGUUCGAAAUCUAAAUUAUUUUCUUUCCACUUUACAGAUAGCUGCAACAAUAAAUACUAUAAUCAAUAUUAUAUUACCAAUAGUAGAUAUUAACAUAUUAACUUUUGUACCUACCCACUGGAGUAUGUGCCAGCCUACAUUUAUUUGAACAGUUUUUUUUAUUCGUGUGAUUUCUGUAGUUGCCCAAUGUACUUGUUGAUAUAUUUUUAUCACAUACAGUUGUGUAAACAUAAUAUUAUCUUUACGUAUACGACAAUAUUUUAUACUCGCAUGCAAUAUUGUAGGCAUAAUAAUUUUCAAAAUUAAUUACUAGGGGUCGGCCUAUAUCAUUUUUUACCGAAAAUCAUGAAUUGAUAUUAAUAUUAACUAAUAUAUCGCUGGAAAAUGCAAUUUUUUUCGUAUUUCAAAAAUAUUAGGUGUCUAGGCCCACCCCUAAAUAAUUAUUAAAUGAUUGAUUGAGAUUGAUUUUCGGGGAAAUCGGCGAAAUUCCCAAUAAGGAAAUUUGUCGAUUGGUUUUUUCUGAAUUUAUUUAGCUCGAUAUCCGAUACUCGAUUAUUUUGCGAAAAAUCAAAAUGAUCGUCAGUACGAGGCAUAUAUUAUGUAUAGUACAUUCCCGGAUCGUCGCUGGAAAUAUUAUAUACAUUUACUUGUUUAAACUGUUAAUUUGUAUAAAUUCAAAGAAUCUUAAAAAUUAAAAAAAAGUGGUCGGGUUGGUUGUAUAAUUCGUUAUCUACGUUUCUAAACGAAUUUUCACGUAAGCAAAUAACUAUUCUCGCGAUAAAACAUCGCGAAAUAUGCACUAUAUCGGCGGUAUUUAUUAAAACAUAUGUUUUUUAAACACAACAAAUGAAAUUAUAAAAAAGUAAAUGAAAAAAAAAAAAAAAAGGAAAAAUUAGAUUUUUAACGAUUAAUACUUUGCCGUGUUUGGGACAGUUGGUCAUUGUCAUCCGGACGUGGUGAAUGCGGGCGUCGAGCAAAUGCACCAGUUGAACACAAACAGCCGGUUUUUACAUGACAAUUUGGUGGUGUGCGCUGAAAAGAUCGUGUCGAAAAUGCCGGAAUCGCUGUCCGUCUGCUUCUUCGUCAAUUCCGGUUCGGAAGCCAACGAUUUGGCCCUAAGACUGGCCCGGCAACACACUGGAAACACCGACAUCGUCACUCUCGACCAGUGAGUAUAUUAUAUUAAAUUAACAUCACCAAUAAAACGCACUUUUCCAUUUUCCUAAAGAAUCUUAAAUUUAAUAAAUCGAUUCAUCAAAUAACUGAAAAAGACGUUCUAGGACGAUAAUGGGGACGGGUGCAGCCAACGUUAUAGAUAAUUUAAUGUAUAUCUGUACGCAAAGAUAAACCAUUGCUUACGAAAAAAACGAUUCUGAACGGAUUUCAGUUGAUAGAGAUGCUUUAUCAACAAUAUAUAUGUCAUUUUGUAGCAUAAUAAUUAAAUAUGUGUUAUAUAUUUUCUUUAAUAAUAUUUGUUUAAUGUUGUACCAAUUUUUCCAGUUUUCCUAUGUUUUAUCUCGGUUUUUCAUAUUUGCUGGAAAAACUCCUGAGAAAAUCCAAAAGUGACAUCUUUAGAGUACUUCCCUAGUGAAAUUUCCUUUUAGAAACAUUGCUAUCAUUAUAAAUUGGAGUAAAAUUGUUGGUAGAAAAGUUGUGCAUAAAAAAAAGGCCGUAAUAAAUUUUAACUAAUUCCUACAUUUUCCCGUUUUUUUUUUUUUAAAUUCGAAACCGGUUGUAUAAUACUCUUAUCAUAAUACUCCAAGUGACGCAUUUAUUUAUUUAUUUUAUGUUUAUAUAUACAUUUUUUAUUUACAUAUUUAUUUACUUUAUUUAAAUAAAAUUCGCACAUUUUCCAUUUUUUUUCGAUUUUUCGCAUUUGAUGAGAAAACUAUUGAGAAAAUCGAAAAAUGAUUUCUUAAAGGUACCUUUCCACACCAAUUUCCUUUCAGAAAAGUUACUACACUUAAAAAUCGGAGCAAGUCUUCUUGUAGAAAAAUUGUCCGCUGAAAAAAAAACAUCUUUGUAAAACCAUAAGCUUCUUCGCUCCACUCAGAAUAUAAAAUGUAUAUCAAUUUCUAUUUUUCACCAGAUUUUAAAAAUUUUUCUAUGCCAGUCAUGUAGUAAGUUCUCGUUUUAGAUUUGACCGUGAACAAUUAAUAUUAAUUGUGUUAAUAAUUCGUAUAGUAUUUAGUUUUCAGUAUGUGUACCUAAAUAUAAAAUUAUUUUUUAUUUUUAAGACCAGCAUGAGGUGAAAUGACGUCUUAGGCUUGCAGUAAUUUAACAUGCGCCCCGUUUUAGAAAAUGUGUGGAUGCAGAUUGUUUAUUACCAAAAAAAAAUUUAAAAAAAAAAACACUUAAGAGCAGCAGUGGUCUGUCACUGGAGUUAAAUUUUACCCUAGUUAAAGUGACGCCGUUUCAAUAUUGUGUAUUUUUAAUUUGUAUAAUUGAUCUAAAUGAUAUCUAUAUUUUAAUUAUAAUCUAAAUGAUCUACCAUGAUUGUCAGAGUUUUAAUCAAUUUUAGUCUGUGGGGGUAUGUUUAAAAUUCUGCAUUCCAAGUGAAAAAGUGUAAUUUAAGCAUACAAAUGAUAAUUGUGGUGGCGGUUGAAAGUUAAAACUUUUAAAAAACAUAUUUUUGAUACUUACACCUCAAACCUGGCUUAAUUUGGAGGGUUAAUAGGAAUAUAUGGGUACAAAAUCGCGAAUCUGUAUAUUUUAUGUUAAGUUUUAUUGAGGGGUGGGUUUCAUUUUCCCCUGCAAUAUCUGCCUAUGGACGGUGAAAAUUUAUCAGUGACAAAAAUAAAUCAUUAUGAUACUAUAGUGGACAUUUUCAAAUGUUUACAUAUUCGCAGCUGCAAUUGUAGCUAAUACAUUAUUUUAACAAAAUCACUAGGUAUGUAAAUCACUUUUUUAUAUUAUAUCAUCAGCCAAUUUAAAUAAUGAACCAAUCGAUACUAUAGCCAAACAAUUAUUACAGUUCUACGUUGAUACAGAUAAAAGAACCACGUAGGUACAUCAUAAGUAAUAAAAUAUUACGUCCUUGUAUUAUUAAUCAUUUUUAUAGGAUUUUACCGCCUCCAAGGGAAUUUGCUACCUACGUAGGUAACGGUAUUUUGAUACGAUGCGCUUAUUGUUAUUGUUUAGGUAUUUAUUGUUUCGUAUAGGCAGGCACCUAGUAAUUUUAAUAACGUAAACGUUAUUAUUACGAUGACGUUCAAUGUACGCUUUACCUAUUAUCGGCAGAUAUAACAUAAUGUAAAAUAUAAUUCUUCGAGUUUUAAAUGCGAAAGGUUCAAUUAUUGUAUAAUUAUAUUCACUCGCCGUGUAGCAUAGCAAAAUGUUAAUUAUUAUGGAAAUUAGAACAAAACAGUAAUGAUAAUAUAUUGCUAACGGGUAUACAUCUGUUGUACACUGUGGUUGGAAAGUUAAGAAGAUAUAGGAUACAUAGUCAAUUUAUUUUAUUUAAUCUGUACGCGACGAUGAAUCAAAUUUUGCUUACAAAAUACGAUUCUGAGUUCUUAUGGUUUGAAACUAUGUAAUUUUUACGGUUUUCUUCGAAUUUUGAACUUAAAACAUUUUUCAACGAAAAACAUUACUAUAUUAAGGCUAACAUUAUUUGUGUUUUCAUUAAAUACAAUUAAUAAUACUGAACUUCGUAUUAAAUUUCAAAGUAUUUUUGUUCGACUAGUCAUUUUAUUCACAUAAAAAAAAAUAUAAACUAAAAUAUAAUUUUAAAAAAAUGGUAAAUACUUACAAAUAGUUUAAAAAUACACAGAAUGUUAUGAAAAUAUUAUCACGUCUAGAAAAGGCUAAUAUAAGUAUUCAGACAAUUAUAAUUUAUAGGAUUCUAAUAUUAUUUUUAACGGAAUUAUAACGUAAAAAUAAAAUAGUUAUGAUGCCAUAAAUUUCAAAGUUUAUUCCCAUAAUUUUUCCUAGUUUUUCCAAAUUAUUUUGGAAAUCUCUCGGAAAAUCAUAAAAUGAUAUCUUUAAUGCACCACCUAGAUCCAAAAUGUUAUAAAAAAAGAUUCUGGGCCUUUUUUGAUUGGAGCAAGAUUUUAGGUAGAAUAAUUAUUUACAAACAGACAAAAAAACACACUAAUGAAUAGUAAAACCAGGGCGUUGCUCGUUACUACACAAAUAUGCAAAAUACGCACGAGACAAAACCACACACAGAUUUUAUAAUAUUGGAUACUCUACUACUGCAUAAAAAUGUAGACGAUUAUCGUCGCUUAUCGAUAAAUAAAUAUAUUAUGUAUUGUUGCACGAUAUUAUUAAGCUUUAUCUGUAAACGAUUGUAUUCAGUAUCUACAGUGUACCAAUUUGUGUUGAGUUUUCAGUUGGCUUUCAGUUUUCGGACCAUCGCGUCGUACAUCACACGUGACAUUUAAAAUAAAAUAAAUAUGUUUAAACUAAAUAAAGACGGACUGAGUACUGACUAUGAUAUGACUAUGAGUAUGUUAAAAAAAACAAGUUUAAAUUUUAAACCAAUAUGGUACCUAUAUUAUAUUAUUCAUAUUUAUAUUACUUCAUUUUCAUAACUAUUAUUUUAUUGCUACAAAAUAUUUCAAAUUAUUUUUAAUUAUAUCGUUGUAACAUACACAUUUUUUUUUUUGGAUUGUGUAUUUUGAUUUUACGGAAUUUGAGUUUAAUACAGAAUUUUCAAUUUGUAUUGGUUUUAAUAAAUGUGUGCGGUAUCAUACUAUUUUUUGUAUGCGGAAUUAGCCUAUAUAUUUUUAUAAAUCUGUAUACUACUUUUGUGUGCGACAUUGAGUUAUGCAUUUUGUGCAGUAUUGGAUCGUGUUUAGUGACGGAAACCGUCGUAAAACUAAUAUGAAAUAUUUCAAUGCAAUAGUGUCUAUUAUCUUUAUUAUAUAAAGUUCGAAAAAAAAACGAUUUAGGUAGAAUUAUUUACAAAAAACACACAUAAUAAAUAUUCAAAUUAGUAGCGCCAUUUUAGAUUUUAAAUAGGUGUGUGAAAAUUUGAAGGGGGCCAAUUUAUUUUUUUACCGGGCCACUAAGUAAUAAUUUAUCUAAUUAGGUGAUUCAACCCCUCCAAAUCUAUUAAAAUUUCUCAAUUUUUUAAAUAAUUAUUCUUUUUACUUUAACCACUUUCCCCAAACUACUGACCCUAGUUAUGCUGUGUCCUUAGACCGCACAAACAAAUUUGCAUUAAGAUAUUACAUUUAUUUAAAAAUGAAACUUAUACUUACACACUGUAAGAAAAAUAAUAAAUUUAAACAUAAACGAUUGUAGCUAUGGUCUUACAGGAAAUAAUAAAUAGUUACAAAUGUUUAUUCAUUAGUUUAGAAUUGUAUUAGUUAACACAGAGCUAAACAAACUGCACGUAUUAUUUUUUAAAGCAACGGAUAUAUUCUAUUUUUUUAUUGAGCAAAUUUAUCAACAGCUUUGUCCUAAUUGAAAAGUUGAAGAAACGCAGCCCGACAAACAAUAAAAUACCAAAUCUUAUCAAAUCCAGUGGUCUAAUUUUAACUUGAAAUCAAUGGUUUAAACCGAUAUCAAUAUAUUAUUAAUAUUAGCUAUGAAGGUUGAGGUGUGAUAAUGGAUUUUAAUAAUAUCAUUAGUUUAGCUAACUUUUAUUAUAUAUACCAUAAAUAUAUAUAUAUAUAUUCCUCUCAUCUUUGUUUCAACUUGUAAUUUUUUUACAAUUCUUCUUUAGCAUGUAAUAAUCAACUGGUUGUAUUACAAUUUAACUUUAUUAUUUUAUGUAAAAUUCUUUGAUUUAAAGAGCCAACUUCUAAUUGACAAGACCAAUUUCGUGUAAUCCGACCAAUAUUAAAGUACGGGAAAAAACAGGGUUCCUAUAAGACACGCUGCACUCCCCCCCCCCAAAUGGGUUCCCCGAGUAAAACACACGUGAGAGUUUAUUGGAGCCGUUCUCUGUUUAUCUGUAAUGUUUCGGCUGAACACCAAGAGAUUACUCCCGUGAUACCUAUACCCUAUUUCAAAAGAGAACAUACAGCUUUCGCGACCAAUUUUCGUUCAGCCGCGUUCAUCUCCAUCAGAUAGAACCGGUUACGACCAUAGAUAUGUUAAGAAACAUAAUUUCUCAGGUUAGGUUAGGUAAGAAACAUUAUUUCUUGGGCGUCAGUCGUUUUUCCCAAAAAACUUGAUUUUCGUUUCCACCAAUUAUCAUUUUCGUCUUAACGAAAAAAGCCCGAUUUUCGUUUCCGCCAAAUAUGUUUACUUAUAUUAUUGAGAUGAAGUUUGAGAACCUCUAGUCUAUAUACUGUGUUAUCGAUUAUCGAUGUAUGUUGAGACAAUUGAUUUUACACGUGGUAAUCCCUAUUAAUUAUAAAUCGAUCGAUAGAUUUUCGAAUCGCAUUUUUGACUAGCCAAAUAAUUAUAUCCACGGGUACCUAUCGAUUAGAAAUUGUAUAAAAAAUUCGCAAAAUCAUAUUGUCUAUAAAUAGCCCAAAAAUUGCUCAAAUAUUUUGAAAAUUGUAUCACGUCUAGAAAAGUCUAAUUUAAAUUUUCAGUCAACAUUUCAAGUUUCUACUAAUAUUUUUAACUGAUUUACAACAAAAAAACAAAAUUGAUAAUAAUAAAAGUAUUGUUUUCAUAAAUGUUUUCCGGUCUUUCUACGUUUUAGAUUCUAAGUGUAGCAAAGAAUGUAUUAGUUUUACAAAGAUGUACACUUUAUUUUUUAUUUUUUUAUACUCGUAUGAAAAUUCUACCAGAAAGCUUACUCCAAUGUAUACGAUGUAGGUAGAUCCUUUUCUGAAAAGAAAUUUUCUGAGGGUGGUACUUUAGGGAAGUCAUUUUUCGAUUUUCCAAAUAGUAUUCUUAACAAAUGUGAAAAACCGAAAAAAAAAAACGUGAAAAUAGGUACAAUAUUAAACAAAUAUUGUUAAACUUCUAACCUACAACAGUGACUGCACCCAUGCACGUGUGAAGUAUAUUCGUCUUUAUUUUUGAUUUUGCUCAAUUAUUUAAAAAAUUAUACAGAAAAUCAUGAAAUAUUUUUUAUUCUCAUCAACUAUACUAAAAAUUCAAAAAUUCCAAACUUCAAAAAAUUAAAUCUUUAUACGCUACGGUGCGUCAUAAAUAUUUGUCGAUUUCCAUUUUAAAUAUAAUUUUGUUUCCGGGUUUUCCCAAUUAUUUUAAAAACCCCUUGGAAAAUCAAAAAUGACCUUGUUACGUUCUGAAUCUAAAAAAAAAAACAAAAAUCUUAAUAAAACAAGAAUUUAAGAUAAAAAUGUAAGAUCAAAAAUAUUAAUUUGGGUAUACUAUUUUUAAAAUUGUAUCUAUUUGAAUAAUGUUAAUUGAUACUUUGCUACGAACUGACCAAAUGAAUUCACAUUUUCAGUAAUCUCUAAAAGAAUCGUAGACAUUUUUUGAACAUUGAACAUAUUAUAAGUACAUAUUAAAUACCUACAUACAAAUUUUUACCACUAAAAUUAUUUGUCUAAAAAUCAGCUUUAAAAAAUAUAUAAAUUAACAAAAUGUAUUAUAUAUUUAAUAAUAUUAUUAUUACUAAUAUAUUUCAGCGCCUACCACGGUCAUUUGAUUUCACUUAUCGACAUUUCACCGUACAAAUUUAAUUUACCCGGUGCGCCAAAAAAGCCGGAUCAUGUACACGUGGUAUGUAAUAUUAUACUACGUUAUUGUUUUUUAGGUAUAUAAAAAUCAUCGUUUUGUGUAUCAUUAUGAUUGUUCAUUUUUUUUAUAAAAGUUGUUUUUUUAUUUUGUAUAGGCUCCAGUUCCAGAUGUGUACAGGGGUAAACUGAGGACGGACGAUUAUCCCGAGGAGGAUAUGGGAAAAUUAUACGCUUUGGAAGUAAAACGAAUAAUCGACGAAAAUGUGAUCGGGCAACGAGGUCAAAAAGUUUGCGCUUACAUUGCGGAAAGUCUACAAAGUUGUGGAGGGCAGAUUAUCUUACCUCAUAAUUAUUUACGAGACGUAUAUAAGUAAGUAUUUUCAAUAAAUCGAAAAGAAAUAAUGAUAUUUUACUAAUAUUAUGGUCAAUCGUAUUCUAUAUAGUGUGUAAUCGGUAAUUGAAAAUAGUAUUCGCAACUGAAUUUAUUGCUAUUCUUCAAAAUUCAGAUUCGUUAUUUUUCAAUCGGAAUUGUUUUUAUCGUAUUUUUUCAUGAUUUUCAGUUGUUGAACAAACUUUUUAAGUACAAAAUUAAUUGAUUUAUAAUAAUUUAAAGUUAUUCGAUGUUGAUAAUGAAACACAAAUACCGCUUACGUUUCUGUUCCAAUUCUAAAAAGCAUAUUAUUAUUGUAAAAACCAAUAUUCUAUUGAUUCUUUAUGGAUUUUUCAAAUUAAACAACUCAAUAAACCAACGCGGCUUAAUCCUUGAUCUGGUAUUCACAAACUCUAAAUUUAUAUCUAUUGAGUUCGCACCCGAGUAUGCUGUUCUUUUUCAAAGCCAAUCGCCCAAGUAUAAUAAGCUACUUCCUAAAUUCGUAUAACUGGGAACAAACAUUCUUAUCACUUCGUACAGACCACACAAUGAAAUAUUUCCUGGAUGCUAUUCAUUCAUAAAUUCCCCUAUGUCCCCAAAGUAUAUAAACAUCGGAAAUAACAACAAUAAUAUGAUUUGGUCUUUUAUAGGUAUGUAAGAGAAGCCGGAGGUUUGUGUAUUGCGGAUGAAGUGCAAGUAGGUUUUGGUCGAUCAGGUACACACUAUUGGGCUUUUGAACUGGACGGAUCGGACAUAGUUCCGGAUAUCGUGACCAUCGGAAAACCCAUGGGUAAUGGUCAUCCGAUUGCUGCCGUCAUUACGACUGAAGCCGUGGCUCGAAGUUUCGAAGCUACUGGCAUUCAAUACUUUAACACGGUAAGCGCCGCUUAAAUUGUGUUAUUAUUAUUUUACGGUUUUUUCGUGAGAUUAUAAGAACGAAUUUAAUAUAAUACGUAUAGCAGGAAAAAACAAGAAAAACUACAAGUAGUUACACGAAGGCAUGUCAAGAGAAACGAAUAUUUAUUUUCGGGGUCGUCGAUAAAAUAUGAAUUGUUCAUUGUAAAUAUCUUUUAAAUAACAUAAAACAAUUUUUCUUUAUAGUAUGGUGGUAAUCCUGUGUCCUGUGCCAUUGCAAAUGCCGUGAUCGACGUUUUGGAUAAAGAAAAAAUGAUGGACAACGCUAAAAACGUGGGCGAGUACCUACUGUCCGAAUUGAAAAAUAUGCAAAAUAAGUUUCCCGACGUGAUCGGCGACGUUCGAGGCGUUGGAUUUUUUGUGGGCAUAGAAUUGAUAAAAAAUCCGAAAUCGAAAACGCCGGCUACCGAAGAAACCCGAGAAGUCGUCAACAGGUAAUAAUAUUUUUGUAUAUAGCAAUUCAUGAGACAGCGAUUUUCUAUACGAAGAUUUUGAUUAACUUAAUUUUGGUUUUUUCAAUUAUUAAUAAUUUAUUAUAUAUUUACCUACAUUUUACCCUUAUUCUAUGUACCAAAAAUACAUAUCGAAUUUUGAUUUUUAAAUAGUAACUUACAUUAAGGGAAUCCAAAACAAACGUUUUUUUGACUAAAACAUACCAAACUUAAUUAAUCAUACUAGCCGGCUAAUCUAGUGAUGUGACAAGACUUUAAAAAAAAAAAAAACUGAUUUGAAUUUAGCGAUGAGAUUGAUUUUAGACCACAUUUUUAGAUUCCAGCCUGUAAUUUUUUCAAUCUUGGUUUAAAAUUUUUAAUAUCUGAAUAUUAUAUUGUUGAUUAUAUGGAAUUUAAGAUUUAAGAUCUGAAAAAAAUGGCAUGGCCGAUCUCAAGGAGAUAUAAUUAGGAAUUCGAUUUUUAACAGUCUUAUCACAUCACUAUAGACACAUUAAGUUGUGUUAAUGUGGGUGGUCUUACGGAGGUACUACUGACACUAACGUUAAUUUAUUACACUCACGGGCUAUACAAAUCGCCAUGAAAUAGCCUCUAUUUAAUUCCAUUUCGUUCAAAAUACGAGAUGUGGCUAUUAAACAACGAGACUGCUCGCUUAGAGGACGCCUUAGAUGGGUAGUAAAAAAAACGAGUAAUGCGUUGGGUAUCUAGAUAUCUUGCAUAGAUAAGAUAUCCAUGCACGUACCAAAACACGUUUUCGUCACUAUUAUAGUAUUUGUACAGUAGUGGUUUGAAACGAACGUGUUUUUUUUCUCGUGCCGAAAACCAUGUGUGACGAAAAACAUGAGCAACGGAUAAACGUAAAAUUUUCUUGUUAAACUAAAAAAAACUCCAACUGAGUGCUAUAAGUUGUUAAAAGAGGCCUAUAGUGAGGAUUUCUUAUCUCGGGCGCGUGUUUUUGAGUGCAUAAAUUAUUUUCUGAAGGUCGAGAGUGCACCGGAAUCCAAUUCAGUCGUAAUACAAAUUCAAAACCGUUUUCUUCGAUAUCAACGGCAUCGUGAUGACUGAAUGGGUUCCAGAGGGUCAAACUGUGAACCAACAUUACUAUUUGACAGUUUUGGCAACAUUGCGCGAAUGAGUUUGUAAGAAACGGUCGAUAUUGUGGAAAAACAAGUCGUGGAUCUUGCACCAGGAUAAAGCGUGAAUCGUUAUUUGGCCGCUUAAGGCACUCCAGUACUCGAACACGCGUCUUACUCACCGACUUGGCACCCUGCGACUUUUAUUUGUUUCCGAAGAUAAAGUCUGCCUUAAAAGGAAUCCGGUUUGAGUCGAUGGAAGAGGUGGAACAAAAAUCGGCGGAACUCCUGAAUGGUCUUACGAAAACAGACUUCCAGCACUGCCUCGAGCAAUGGAAGAAACGAAUGAAACGGUGUGUGACGAGAGGAGGGGAGUAUAUUGAAGGGGAGUAUAUUGAAGGGGAGUAUUUGAAUGUAGAAUAACUUUUAUAAUAAAACACUUUUUCGUAACUAGUCUCGUUAUUUAAUAGCCACACCUCGUAUACACUUGGUUCGAGAUAAAAAAUUUUAAGAUGAAAUUUUGUUUUAAAAUUAAUUUGACUGACGACGAAAUCAUGACUAAAUAAACUUGGUUAUUAAUGACAUUAUUAAAUAGGUACCUAUUAAUUAUUAUAACAAUAUAAUAUAAAACGAAUGAAACAAAAUUUCAGAAUGAAAGACGAAGAGGGAAUUUUGGUAAGCUGUGAUGGACCGGACGUGAACGUUAUAAAAUUAAAGCCACCCAUGGUGUUCGAUAAAGGCAACGCCGACAAACUUUUAAAAGCUUUAAAGAAAAUGAUUUCAGAUAUCAGAACGCAACGAUAUCAGCUACUGUGA